This is a messenger RNA of Liolophura sinensis, 621 nucleotides long. RefSeq names its product anti-sigma-I factor RsgI2-like. The record is from RefSeq and is a predicted model, not a curated record. Bases 1 to 621 code for a protein of 206 amino acids. The transcript has a single exon. NCBI's taxonomy places the organism in Eukaryota, Metazoa, Mollusca, Polyplacophora, Chitonida, Chitonidae.
AUGGAUCGGUGUAUACAAGGCUUGCGCGAGAAUAAAGGGACCGUAGCAGCCGUACUGGGCGUUCUCUUGUACAUCGGUGCUUUAGUGGGUGGAUUGGCUGCAGAACUCAGCCUACAACUGCUCCAAGACCAGUCAACCCUACAAUAUCUACGAGGACAAUUAAACAAGACGCGUUUCCGCUGGAUUGGGACACCUGUAUCGCCACCCCAACCACCGUCAAUCGCCCGUCGGUUUGACAAUACCGAGAACGCCGUCACUGCCACUAGCGCCAUUACCCCGAGCUGGGAUCGAACUCCCACGUCACAACCCUCCACACCCACCACUACCACACUACACCGACGGCACCCACUCUCCUCAAACUCCUCAAACUCCUCAAACUCUUCAAACUCCUCACCCCCUUCACCCACCCCUACUCACCCCACCACACCAAUACCUAGCAUCGUUUCCACACCUGUCUAUCUACCCCCUAACACAACACAGGUAACACAGGUAACACAGGUAACACAGGUAACACAGCCAACACAGGCAACGCAGGCAACGCAGGCACCAUCACCUGCCGUCACUCCCCCCACUAUCCACCACCCCCACCCGUACGACGAUCCAAACCGCCGACGGAGCUAG